ACCCGCUGCACACCGGUCGCGCGCGCUAAUCGUUAAACUCGCAUGCACCGCGUGAUCGUCCGUCGUUGCAGUCGUCGUCAUAAACAUCAGCGCGCAACCGGCUUUACAACAACAACAACAACAACAACAAUAAUAAUAACAACAACGACGACAACGACAAUAAACGGCAACAGGAGAGAAGAACGCGCGGCGCAAUAGCAAUAAUAAUAAUAAUAAUAAAUAAUAUCAUCGUCGUAUUUUUAUUGCUAUGAUAUAAAUUAAUAUUAUACCUUCGGACGGUCGCGAGUUACUCGCCGGGGCACGCGGACACUCGUGUAACGCACACGUGUUAACCCUGACCGCGCUCAACAGAACGACAUCGUCGUCGCAGUAGCAGCGGCAGCAGCAGCAGUCGUCAUCAGUUGCUCAACGAUAACGACUCGCGUGAUUCAGAGUUUAUUAUAACUUUAAUAAUAAUCAUUUUAUUAUAUUAUUAUUAAUAGCAAUUUCGAAUUUUUUUUUUUCUUAUAUAAAUUUUCGUUUUCGAUCGUAACACGAGGAAAAUUAACGAAUCGGGCGCGAUGCAAUUUUUGACCGGUACAUCGCAGACGAGUGCCGGCGGUGGCGGUAUGUUCGGCGGCGCCGAUGGCGCGGAGCUGUACGCGGCCACGGCGUCGGCGCCUGACCAUUACUUUUGCCAGCGAAUGUUGUACGCGAUGCAGUUCGAUUCGGUGGCCGCGGCCGGCGCCGGUAUGUGUUCGCCGUUGUUACCGUCGUCGUUGUCGUCGCCGCCGUCACCGCCGUCGUCGUCGUCGCCGUUAUCGUCAUCAUCGCCGUCGUCGUUAUCGUCGUCGUCUUCGUCGUCGUCGUCGUCGUCGUCGUCGUCGCCGUUAUCGUUGUCGUCGCCGUUAUCGUUGGCGUUAACGCCGUCGAUCGGCGGUCGUUGCUUCACGACAACCGCCGCCGCCGGGGACGUGAAAAUGAUGGACGCGUGCCCGGCGUCACCGGUUAACGAUCAUCAUCUUCAUCAUCAUCUACAUCAUCACCAUCUUCAGCUGCAGCAACAGCACGCGGUCGAGAACAGGAAGCGUCCGUUACAGGACACGUUGGACGGUGCAAAUGUCAAAAGAACACACUGCUCGUCCGUUACAGGAAAUUCAGAUGGAAUGUAUCACAUGAAAAUUUUAAUUCCUUGUAUUACUGCUGGUGCCAUCAUAGGUAAAGGUGGGGAGACAAUUGCGCAGCUUCAAACAGAGACCAAUACUAAAAUAAAAAUGUCAAAAACAAAUGAUUUUUAUCCCGGCACGACCGAAAGAGUUUGCAUAAUAUCUGGAUCAAGUUCUGAACAUAUAAUGGCAGCUCUUACAUUUAUUAUGGAACGAAUCCGGGAAAAACCAGAUGCGUCAAAUAGAGUUCAAAAUUCUGGUGAUGCAAUUGCAGAUCGAGAAAAACAGGUGAAAAUCCUAAUACCCAACUCAACAGCAGGUAUGAUUAUUGGUAAAGCCGGAGCGUACAUCAAACAGUUGAAAGAAGACAGCGGAUGUUUCGUGCAGAUAUCGCAAAAAGCGAAAGACACUACACUCCAAGAACGGUGCAUUACCGUGUCAGGUAACACGGAAGGGAACAAAAAAGUGUGCUUAUGCAUACUAAACAAAAUAAUCGAAGAUCCGUUGAGUGCGUCCUGUCCGAAUUUAAGUUACGCCGACGUCAACGGGCCGGUGGCGAAUUUCAAUCCCACGGGAUCGCCGUAUGCCCUGGCUACCACUAAUUGCUCCAACAAUCAGACCAGUUACAACUUAAACACCACGUCGUUAUCCGCACAGGAUGUCAGUAAUGGGAUAUUCACGAACAAAUUCUUAGACAACGUAAAGCCGUUAUUGAGGUCCAGUGGAUAUCCUGAAUCCGCAGUCAAUGAAAUAGCCAUCGCCUUUUUGACGUUAGCCAAGCACAACGUACUCAGCCCGAACAGUAUAAUCGGACUGAUCAACCAAACCAGCAUUCUGCAGCCUGCCCCGUCGGUGCCGCACCACAACGGCACCGGGCUCCUGAGCACGGUUACCAACGACCUGUUCGACCUGGGCCUGGCCGGCGGCGCGAUAUCCAUCAACGCGAUCCUGUCGCAGAACGCGGCCAGCCCGACGCUGUCCAACGCCAACUCGUACGGGUUAGGCGUGGCGGCAGCAGCGGCUGCCGCGGCCGCGGCCGCAUCCACGCCCAAAGCGAUCGGGCCGACGACAAACGCGGCAGCCGCAGCAGCAGCGGCCGCAGCGGCUGCGCUGUACGAGAUGACCGCCGACGACCAGCAGUCCGUCAAGCGGGAGAUGGACGUGCCCGAGUCCAUCGUUGGCGCCAUCAUCGGCCCCGGCGGCCGGUCGCUGGUCGAAAUCCAGCAGAUGAGCGGCGUCACCAUUCACAUAUCCAAGAAGGGCGUGUACGCGCCGGGCACCACCAACCGGAAGGUGACCAUAUGCGGGUCGGCCAGCGGCAUAGCGAUGGCCAAUUACCUCAUGCAGCAGAGGAUCGUCGACGAGGAGACCAAGCGGGCCCGCGCGUUCUGAGCCGCAUGACGCGCCGACGAUUCCGCCCGCGUCCGAUUUGUUCUAUACCAUAUUAUAUAGUCUAAGUAUUACAAUAACUCGCCUUCUACGUAAUUUUCAUAUUCAUAUUAUUAUUCAUGUUAUUAUUAUUACUAUUAUUAUUAUUUGUACUGAUGCUUUUUCCUCGACCCAUCUACAACCCCAUUCAUUACCCCGUCCCAUCCCCUAACUCUGAUAUCACCCCUCACCCGUGUGUAGUAUGUGCGUGUGUGUGUGUGCGUGUGUCUGUGUCUGUGUGUGCGCCGUGCGUGCGUGUCUAUGUACAUUAUAGUAAUAUAUUAUUAAAUAAAACGGGUGGACGUCAUUCGAUGACGUUUUUUUUUUUUUUUCGUGGGCGAGUUCUUAUUUUUCUGUCGUUAUUAUUGUUUUUAUUUUUCAAAUUUUAAAUUUUGAACGCUAACGGUCCGACAAUCACGCGGACGUGGAAAUUGGCGGCGGGAAAUCACCACAGUCAUAUUUUAUUGAUUCGUACAUGGGUAUAAUGUUUUAUUAUAUAUUUAUUAUUGUUCAUGUGUGCCUUACAAAAAUAUUACAUCCCAUCAUACAUUAAGCCUAUAACAUCACUAUAUAUACAACGACCGUUGAACUUUUUGUGGUCUUUCCAUAAUAAUUUAUAUAUAUAUAUAAAAAAAAAAAUUAAAUCGUUAAGGUUUGUUUGUUUCGUUAGCCGCAAUGAUCAUAUUAUAAUAUUAUAAUAAAAUUAUACUGAACCAAAUAAAUGAAUUGAUUAGGUAGGUACACAAUUAUUAUUGAUUGUUAUUAUUAUUAUUAUUAUUAUUAUUAUUAGAAUGUGUUAUGUGGUCUUUCGUAGGGGUCGUAUAGCUUUCGUUUAAUAUUGAAUAUGCUAGCAGAUUUAAUAAGUGGACCAAAAGUGGAUAAAAGUUAACAUGUAUGUUCGCUGAAAUGAAUAUACGUUUUCACUAGGAAACGUUAUGCGUGAGUGAGAAAACGUUUUGAAGGUCGAAACGUAAAAGUUACAUUUUAUAGUUUCCACUUUCGUAUAUUCGAACAGCUCCUAGAAUUUUAUCGACAUUGUAAAUAUUACACAAAUUUAUUUAUUUUUGAAAUAUUGUUCAGUCCCGCCCCGUUCAACAAAUUGUUUCUGUACAAUAUCUGGUCCUACAUGUCAUCAUACACCAGUAAUAUUAUUAAAUUCAUAAAUUAAUCUUAUUUUAGAGUUUAAACCGUUGCACUAGACAGUAGUUCAACUUUUCAUCUUGUCGAGUUCGCAAUGUGCGUUUAAGACUGAGACAAUAAUACAACAAUAUACGGACUAAUGAGCAUAACAUAUUAUUAUAUAUAGUUUUACACUCAUCCGACAUUCAUACAUUCUCAAUGGAUUAUUAUUUUAGCCAUGCCUACCUCUUCGUCCCUUCGAAAACGUAUGCGCAGAAAGAAGAGGACUUGCGUAAGUGAUACGUUUUUUUAUUUUUUUUGAACAGGGUAUAUAAUAUUCACGGGACGGCUCAAGUCAUUCAUUACACGGGUCAUAUUAAAAUAUAUAUAUAAUCACAUCGAUGAGAGGGGCUUCCCCCAUAAACUAAUCAGUAAACACACUUAUUCCAUGUAGGUAUGUAUGUAGUAUAUAUUAUUAGGAUUAAACAACGCGAGUAAGAACCUUUAGUGAAUUUACGUGUCUUAUUUAUUGUUUUCAUUUCGUUACAUAAUAUUAUGAAUAAGUCGUCCCCAAACACAAACCAUAUUAUUCAGCUUAUUGGAGAAAAAAAAAUAUUUUUAUUGUUUAAAAGUAAUUUGCUCAACAGAUCCCAACAAGCCGUAUAGUUAAUUACCGUUAACCAAAACUUUAUUCUAUUCGUCACACCGUGGUCCGAGGACGAUUAUAUAAUUUCUUUUCUAUUUUAUUUUUUUUUUUACGGAAUAAUGUGAUGUAAUAGUUUUGUUUUAAAAUUGGUGUGAAAUGCAUUGGUGCUUUUUAAAUAUUAUUUGUAUAUAUAAAUAUAUUUCAUACAUAUAGGGUGGUAGAACUGUUUAAUAAACCUACAAUUUUAUUUCAGCAUGCAUUGCAUAUAGGUAAAGUGUAUUAUAUUAGGUACAUUAAUAAUAUUAUAAUAAUUUGCAAAAAAACAACUUACUCAUUUUGUUUCUACUCUAGUAGAUAUUUUUCGAUUUUGGUGACAAAUGAUCUGUGGUUUUAAUCUUAUUACACACUAUAAUAUACUAUUUUUUGAUGUCUGAAUUGUCAUACUACAUUACAUUUUAAUCAGUUCGUUUACGUGUGUGUAUUUAUAGAACUUUUCAUAAACCUUUAGUCUAAAAUCCGUCCUGAAAUAAACGUUAUUUAAUGGUCAAUAACUAUUCUAUCAUCAUUCAUUUAUUUUAUUUUUCUAUUUUAAUGGACUGUAGCUAAUAAAUUAUCAUCGGGUAACGGAUUUGCUAUCGUCCAAAAUGAAAAAAAAUAAAAAUAAUAUUGAUUAUGAACUCGAUCUCAGCGAUACUAAAAAUAUGAUUGCUCGAUCUGAGUGUCAAAUUUCAAAAUAAAGUAAAACUGUUUGAUGUACCCUUUUUUAGAAUUAAAUUUUGAAAAUAAUUAAAAUUUACGUAUAUCUAAGUAUUUAUGUGGCCUCGUUAUUAUAUACUCCCAUGUAUUAAGGUGGUUAGUGAUAUUAACAAAGAAUAACGUUUGAUGUUAAACUCAGGGUUAUGAGUUUUAAUUUUAAUAUUGUAAUGGGGACUGUAGUAAAAUAGAAAGUUAUGAUUAGUCUUUAUUUAUGUUUAUAUAGAGCUAUAAUAAAAGCCACAUAAUGAGUUCAAAUACAAGAUAAUAUUUUCGAAAUAGUAUAAUAUAUUAAAUAAAUUUAUGAACAUAGUUUUAAUGUACAAUGUCUAUUGAAAUGUAUUUUCGUAGAAGUGUUUUAAUGUUAAAAUAUAAUAAAAACAAUUCAGUAACUUGAAAUUUAAAAUAAAUAUAAUAAUAAAAAUAGCGUGUUUUGGCUUUGUCACAACACAAUAUUUCGGCAAUCAAAGAAAAUAUACCAAAAAACAGAUUUUAAUUAUUUUACCGUUAAACGAACAUAUCACACAUUAAAUAAAUAAUAACAUAUAAUGUAUAUUAUGUGAAUGUAUACACAUGACGAUGCACAUGGAUAUACGUGAUAGUGAUAUAUUGAUAUACUUUACCAUUUUCACAACCUUGUGAUUUUUUUUUCUUAUACUAUAUUGUUUAUUUAUACUUACCAUUCAUUAAUCAUUAUAUCAUUCCAUAACUCAUUUUCACACGUUUAAAACAAAGAAAAUGUGAUAUUUAAAUUUAAUGAACUAUAUAAUUGUAUUGUAUACAUUGUUUAUCCUAUAUAAUAUAUAUGUAGGCAUAAGUAGCUGCUAAAAAAUUCAAAGCUAAAACACUCCUACGACAUUAAGAUCUUAACUCAGUAUAAUUUAAGGUGUAACUUUAUAAUUGUUUUAUCUUUUAAGUUUUUAUUAAAGGGAAAUUAUUAUGUCCAAGAUUAAUGGAAUUGGUACAGAAAUAAAAAUGCAUUUUGUUGUUACGGUAAA
This is a messenger RNA of Rhopalosiphum padi (bird cherry-oat aphid), 6089 nucleotides long. RefSeq names its product RNA-binding protein Nova-1 (gene pasilla). The transcript is spliced from 7 exons. Gene Ontology annotation, biological process: mRNA splicing, via spliceosome; regulation of alternative mRNA splicing, via spliceosome. The coding region runs from base 561 to 2537 and encodes 658 amino acids. Gene Ontology annotation, cellular component: cytoplasm; nucleus. Gene Ontology annotation, molecular function: mRNA binding. The record is from RefSeq and is a predicted model, not a curated record. NCBI's taxonomy places the organism in Eukaryota, Metazoa, Arthropoda, Insecta, Hemiptera, Aphididae.